Messenger RNA from Zonotrichia leucophrys gambelii, 894 nucleotides. RefSeq names its product autophagy related 10 (gene ATG10). NCBI's taxonomy places the organism in Eukaryota, Metazoa, Chordata, Aves, Passeriformes, Passerellidae. Bases 88 to 771 code for a protein of 227 amino acids. The transcript has 8 exons. Gene Ontology annotation, cellular component: intracellular anatomical structure. Gene Ontology annotation, biological process: macroautophagy; protein lipidation; protein modification by small protein conjugation. Gene Ontology annotation, molecular function: Atg12 transferase activity. The record is from RefSeq and is a predicted model, not a curated record.
GGGAGCGGCGGGAGGAGGAGGAGGAGGAGAAGGAGGAAAAAGAGGAGGAAAAGGAAAAAGGAGGAGGAGCGCACGGUAUCCUGUGGCAUGGCAGGUGAAGAAGACUUCUUUUUGGAGGAGAAGAGAUUCAGGCAGUUCUGUGAAGAGUUUGUUAAGCAUUCACAACAGAUAGGAGAUGGCUGGGAGUGGAGAACUAGCAAGGACCUUGGUGAUGGUUAUCUUUGUAAGACACAUUUCCAAGUAAGAAACAGACACAUCCCACCAGAUCUCAAGGAGAAAAACAAUGAUAACGCUGAACAAAUAUUAUUUGCACAUGUAGAAGAGCCCUCGGAUGAGUGCCAGGCCGCCGCGGUGUGCGGCACAGAGGAAGCGGUUCGCUACGAGUACCACGUCCUCUACUCCGGCAGCUACCAGGUGCCUGUGCUGUACUUCAGAGCCUGCUUCUUGGAUGGAAGGCCUUUAACUCUGGAUGAAAUAUGGGGGAGUGUUCAUGCAUCCUACCAGGCUCGUCUGCAGGAGGGGCCCUGGGACACUAUUACACAGCAGGAGCACCCCAUCCUCGGGCAGCCUUUCUUUGUGCUGCACCCCUGUCGAACCAAUGAAUUCAUCUCUGCUGUGCUGAGAGGCUCACAGGAGCAGCACAGACACACAAAUUACAUCACACUGUGGCUCAGUACUGUAGGCCCAGUUGUGGGCCUGAAUCUGCCUUUGAGCUAUGCAAAAGUGGCGCCUGAGCAGAGCACAGCUGUGGCUGAAAGGGCCCUGAGCUGAAGGACUGGGAAUGGUUAGGCUGUGAUAAAGCUGCUGCAGGCUUCCCUGGGGGUGAAAUGGAGGGUCCUCCCUGGCUGCUCGGCCAUGCCAGAGUGGAAAUGGUUGCUCAUGGCUGUUUUGUGG